This is a messenger RNA of Ostrinia nubilalis (European corn borer), 660 nucleotides long. RefSeq lists its product as uncharacterized. NCBI's taxonomy places the organism in Eukaryota, Metazoa, Arthropoda, Insecta, Lepidoptera, Crambidae. Bases 1 to 660 code for a protein of 219 amino acids. Gene Ontology annotation, molecular function: nucleic acid binding. The transcript has a single exon. The record is from RefSeq and is a predicted model, not a curated record.
AUGAUUGAACGAGUCCACCGGCAGCUGAAGGCUUCUCUCAUGUGCCACGAUAACACAUGGACUACAUCCUUACCAUUUGUACUACUGGGCAUGCGGACGGCCUUUAAAGAAGACAUCAAGGCCACAGCAGCAGAAAUGGUAUAUGGUGAAAACUUACGUCUACCGGGAGAAAUGCUAGCACCUUCCGUUAGCAUCCAUUCACCCGAAAACGCCUCUGACUUUGUUGAGAAACUGCGUCACAAAAUGGCAGAUAUCAGACCCAUACCUGCUUCGCGUCACUCCAAACCGUCCGCUUUCAUAUUUAAAGACCUGAGCACAGCUACUCACGUCUUUCUCCGGGACGAUACAGUUCGACGUCCUCUACAACCUCCUUAUACUGGUCCGCACCCGAUCAUAGAACGCUCCCAUGACGGCAAGUCUCUGACCAUCAACAUCAAAGGAAAAAAGUCUAAUGUAAGCAUCGAUCGCGUAAAGCCAGCUUACACCGACAGUACUACUGAAAACCUAUACGAUUCCCAGCCAAAAGCCAUAGAAACUCUGCCACCUGCACCUCCUCAGCCUGAACCAACAGCCGACAGCUCUGAGAAGCGGUCCUACACUACUCGUGCCGGUCGACAUGUUAAGUUCAAAGAUUUAAACGAAUAUAUAUUUUUCACAUAA